Leptosomus discolor (cuckoo roller) is the source of this 625-nucleotide messenger RNA. The record is from RefSeq and is a predicted model, not a curated record. Lineage: Eukaryota; Metazoa; Chordata; Aves; Leptosomiformes; Leptosomidae.
CCUGCACCGCUACAAGCACCCCUCGGACGAGGAGCUCUGCGCCCUGGCAGGCAAGCAGCGCCCCAAGGGCAAGCGGGACAGGAGGAUGAACGGCGUGAUGGAUGACAAGCCCCUCUCUGUGCCCCGGGACAUCGACCUCCGCCUGGACACCAGCCCCAUCACCGCCGUGGAUGCUCUCGUGCUGCGCUACUUCCUGGACUACCAGUGGUUCGUGGAUUUUGCCGUCUACGCCACCGCCGUGUACAUCUUCACCGAGGGCUACUACUGCCUGGCGGACCCCCAGAGGGAGAUGAACAUCGGGGUGCUCUGGUGCCUGCUGACGGUCAUCUUCUCCGUCAAGGUCUUCUUCAUGGUGAUGCGCCAUUACUUCCGCUCGGAGGAGGGGGGCGAGCGCUCCGUCUGCCUCACCUUCGCCUUCUUCUUCCUCCUCCUCGCCAUGGUGGCCCUGGUCAUCCGUGAGGACUACCUGGAGUUUGGCCUCGAGCCUGGGUUGGCCAGCGUCAGCAGCAACCUGGAGAGCAUCCUGAAGCAGCGGGGCUGGGAGUGGACGCUGCCCCUCGCCAAGCUGGCCUUCAAGCUGGGGCUGGUGGCCCUGUGCUCCUUCCUGGGCGCCUGCCUGACCUUC